CAAGUCCUUUAAAGUAUGUGUUUUGUGAGGUCAGACAUAAUGUUGUUGUUUUUUUAUUUAAGGUUUAGUUAUUUAUGUAAAAGGCUUUUGAUUAGCUAUUUGUACACCUGACAAUAUCAACGUUUUUCAAAGUUUUACCAGCUAAAGUAAUUUAUUUGUGUGUUUAUAUUUUUAUGUUUUUUUACAUAUAUACAAAGAUAAUGCAAUGUCAUAUGGAACUUCCAACAGUACUAAAAUUGUGAGUGACCUGGGUAAACGUUUGCUGGAAGCAGCACGCCUUGGUGAUACAGAUGAAGUUAAUAAUUUAAUGUGCAAUGGUGCUCCAUUAACUACAGAUUGGCUAGGAACAACUCCUCUACAUCUAGCUGCCAUUUAUGGACAUGCAAGUACCGCUGAGAUAUUGAUAAAAUCUGGUAUCAGCCGGGAUGGCAGGACAAAGGUUGACAAGGCUCCACUUCACUUUGCUUGCCAACAUGGUCACUUUGAGAUUGUUAAAAUGUUGGUAAACGAAGGUGCCCACGUAAAUGCUGCUGAUAUGUUGAAGAUGACACCUUUGCACUGGGCUGUAGAAGCUAACAGUUUUGAUAUUUGUCUGCUCUUGUUAAAGGCUGGUGUUAGGACAGACAUGAAAAACAAGUUUCAUAAAACAGCAUUGGCGAUAGCACAAGAAAAAUGUUACCAAGCCAUAGUAGAACUUCUCAGUGAUGAAAAGUUCAAAGUAUUACAGGAAAUAGAUGUACUGCAUCAAAAGGUAUUACGCGAAAGAAAUAUAUCAUCAAUAAAGAUUAAUAGAUCUGAAAAAUUCGCCAACACGAACAUCAUGGUGAAGAAACCCAAAACAAGAAGGUUUCCAAUGGUUGCAGGAACUUGGACCGGCGGAGAAGCACGAACACAAGAACGUUUGGAAAUCAAUGAACGAAAAAAGUUGGGAAUAUUUAAAAGAAGGCAAUUCCAUCGAGAUGAUAUAGCCGCAUCGCUUCUUCGAAAUCUUCACCCCGCAUGUACGACAACAAUGAGCGAGAACAUUGAAGCAGAUGAUGCGCCCGCGGCGCUAAAUACUUCAAAACAUGAGGCGGGCAUCAACGAAGGAAAUCCACUUCAGAAGCUUGAACAAACCGUUCGUCAAUCAACAUUUCUUGCAAAAACCGUUUCUGAAUCUGCUUCGUCAACGCCUAUUUCAACCAUUACCCCUUCACUUCUCGCGUCACAAGCGGUUUCAUUUCCUCAUACAGCACUACAAUAUUCAUUGCACCCUCCUCCAGAGUUAAUGCAGCUUGGUUUAAAUCAGACAAAAUUUCCCCUUCAUCAUAAUGAAAUUCCAGUAAUAUCGUCUCUCGCUCUAAGUACACUCCCUUCAAACAUAAAAGCUAUACCUUUGAAUAUUACGGCAGACGAACUGAAGAAGGAAAGAUCUGUUAGUCACCAAAUGCAACCACCCGUUUUGCCGGUGCCGAUUGUUGCAUCUGCUUCGAAGCAAACCACAUCGCCAAAUGGUAUAAAUGUCAGUCCUGUUAAAAAUGACAUUGAGAUAGUAAGUACGGAUGGAUCAAGAAGCAACAGGUCAAGUCCUAUAACUUCCUCUGAUUGUCGAUCGCCUAUUCAAGAAGCGGAACAACAAACAGUUACUGUUAACAUCCCUGUGAGUGUGCUUGAUCAGAUCAUCGGUGGCAAUAUCACAUUGCAUGCGUUAAAUAACACUCCAAAUGAUUGUGAUACCUCUGUUAAAUCCUUAGCUGGUAUCGACACUGAAAUGGGUACCAUACCUCUGAUUCCUGUGUCUGGAGAGGGCGGCUUGAAGCUUAUACCUGUAAAAAUCGAAGGAAGCACUACUACAAAUAAGUUUACGUCAGUUUAUUCUGUUGCAGACGAUACCCUCGGUAAUGAUAAAUCUCUUUUACGUGGUUCGACUUAUCAACCUUUAAUGUCCCCCCAAUACCUGUCACCUCACCAACUAAUGGUGCCAGCUCGACAAACAAGCUUGAUGUCUACAAUGGCAAACCAAUUUCCCAUGGUUACACCUAGUAUCAGCAUGCUUGCAGCUCAUCAUGGUGGCUUUGACGUAGCAAAUGCUUUACUUGCUGGAAAACAAAGUUCGAUUACAGUACCUGGACCAAUGAGUAUCCAAGCACCAUCUCCAACACCGAUGUUAAUCCCCACAGGUGUGUACAUGCAGCCAGGUCAUCCAGCAUUUUUACAAAUACCAGGCCAACCUACCCUACUACAGCCUGCUUUAAAUCAAGGUUUUGUACAUUCUGGACUGAUACCGCCACAUAUUUUCCAAGGACAGGGUCAUCAACCCAUUUUUUCCUCUUCUUUACAACCUACACUGAUGCAUCGACCUGGACAACCUGUUUUAAUGCAUCCACCCACCUAUCCAGCUUUGAUGCAACCGCACGUACCACAGUAUCUGUACUUUGAGCAUCCAUCCAGCGUCCCCACAGCUCCGACUCAGAUAAUCUCGCAAGAUACAACGAAAGAAAAGUAUUCUUCAUCUUGAUAUAAUUCCUUAUUAUAGUCACAACGUCAGGUGGUACUGACAACCUUGUUUCCAGUGCUCAGUUUUGUUUUGUUUUAUAGCCUCAUCUCGAAGAAGUAAAACUAUUUUGGUAUAUGAAUAUUUAUUUCCAGAUAUAACUAUUUAAUAUAUGUUAUUACCAAAUUCUUUAUCGUGAAUUACACGGUACCUUAACGACACCUGUAUGUGUGAAAAACGCAAUUGAGAAAAGGUGACUAUAGUUUUUUCGGCAACAAAUUCUUUUCUUUUUUUUCCGAAAAUAUAUAGGUGGAAAAUAAUUUGCAUUGGUAUUUUGGUAUUUUGAGUUUGAGAAUUGGUAUUUUGAGAGGAAAAUUGGUUAACUUUUGUUUUGAAUUAUGCAAAA
Messenger RNA from Hydractinia symbiolongicarpus, 2879 nucleotides. RefSeq lists its product as uncharacterized. Gene Ontology annotation, cellular component: nucleus. The transcript has 12 exons. Lineage: Eukaryota; Metazoa; Cnidaria; Hydrozoa; Anthoathecata; Hydractiniidae. The coding region runs from base 206 to 2497 and encodes 763 amino acids. Gene Ontology annotation, molecular function: transcription cis-regulatory region binding; protein binding. Gene Ontology annotation, biological process: positive regulation of transcription by RNA polymerase II. The record is from RefSeq and is a predicted model, not a curated record.